UCUGUGGCUUUGCUGGUGUCAGGGAGGCGGGGAGCCGCCCAGCAAGGAGAGUGGGGGAUAAAAGCCAAGCCGGUGUAGAUCCACUCCCUCCCAUUUGCACGGCGGACCGGGAGGGCUCCAACCUGCUGCCGGCUGCCCGGGGGUUUUGUACACUAUGAAGAUCUUUCUGCCGGCAGUAGCAUUAUGGGGGAAAAAGGCGCCUUCUCACAGCAUCACUACCAUAAUGAUUACAGAUGAUCAGCACACCAUUGUUACAGGGAGCCAAGAGGGUCAGCUGUGUCUCUGGAAUCUUACCUCUGAACUAAAGAUCUCAGCUAAAGAGCUUCUCUUCGGUCAUACUGCUUCUAUAACAUGUUUGGCAAAGGCAAGAGAAUUUGAAAAACAGCCAUAUGUUGUUAGUGCUGCGGAGAAUGGGGAGAUGUGUGUUUGGAAUGUCACCAGUGGCCAGUGCAUUGAGUCUACAACCCUCCCUUAUAGACAUACAGCCAUCUGUUACUAUCACUGUGCCUUCCGAAUGACUGGAGAUGGCUGGCUUUUGUGUUGUGGAGAAUAUCAAGACAUCAUCAUUAUUGAUGCCAAGACCUUGGAAGUUCUUCACACUUUUACAUCAUCUCAAUCUCCUGAUUGGAUCAGUUGCAUGUGCAUUGUUCAUUCCAUGAGGAUUCAAGAGGAUUCUCUCUUGGUGGUAUCUGUAACUGGAGAUCUCAAAGUAUGGAAUCUAUCGUCAUCUAUAAAUAGUAUCCAGGAAAGGAAAGAUAUUUAUGAAAAAGAAUCCAAAUCUCUGGACUUACCCAACUGCCGGACAAUAAGAUUUUGCACCUACACGGAAAGACUUCUGCUGGUGGUAUUUUCCAAAUGUUGGCAGGUAGUUUAUGAUUACUGUGACUUUUCUCUCUUGCUCACUGAAGUCAGUAAAAACAGGGAGUUCUUUGCUGGUGGAGAGGUGCUCGCUGCCCACCGAAUCAUCAUCUGGACAGAAGAUGGUCACAGUUAUAUCUAUCAGCUGCUGAACAGUGGACUUUCAAAAAGUUUAUAUCCUGUUGAUGGAAGAGUACUUAAAGAAACCAUGUAUCCUCAUUUACUCUGCUCUACUUCUGUCAAAGAAAAUAAGAGCUAUCCAUUUGUUAUGGGCUAUCUCAAUGAACGAAAGGAACCUUUCUAUAAAGUCCUCUUCUCAGGAGAAAUGUCUGGAAGAAUCACUUUAUGGCAUAUCCCUGAUGUUCCAGUAUCAAAGUUUGAUGGUUCUCCUAAAGAAAUACCAAUAACUACCACCUAUACCCUUCAAGAUAAUUUUGAAAAAUAUCACACUAUAUCACCCAGCAUUAUUGAUGGUUUCUGUGCGUUUGAAGAUGGAGCUGGAAGCCCAGCAGUCACUUCAUCCAUGUUUAUUCCAGAUUUUGACAAACUAAUAUGUGGAUGUGAAGAUGGGAGGAUCUUUAUAACACUUGCUUUAAAUGCAGCAAAAGCAGGACUUUUGGAAGAUAAUGCCUUAUUUAGGAAAGAUUCCCUGCCUUACAAAGUUCUCAGCGGUCACAACAAAAGUGUUACUUCCUUACUUUAUCCUCAUAGUCACUCUUCCAAAUUAGAUCAGAGCUGGAUGGUUUCUGGGGAUCAAGAAUCUUGUGUAAUCUGGUGGGAUAUCUUUACUGAAGAAGUUUUGCAUAAAUUCUUUUUGAGGGCAGGUGCAGUAACAAGCCUUUUGAUGUCACCAGAAAUCUUCACACUGAAAGAUCAUCACAUCGUGUGCUGUGUAUGCAAUGACCACUCGGUUAUACUACUCCACCUUGAGGAAAAGACAUGUCUUUUGAAGGCUCAGAAGCACCUUUCUCCUGUGACAACAAUAAAAUGGCACCCUGUAGAAAAUUUCUUAAUUGUUGGAUGUGCAGAUGAUUCCGUUUACAUCUGGGAAAUUGAAACCGGCACUUUGGAAAGACAUGAAACAGGAGAGAGAGCAAGAGUGAUUCUUAAUUGCUGUGAAGAUUCACAGUUUUUAAAACCUGAACCGUUAAUUGCAUUUGCUUCAGAAACACACAAGCACAAAAAUGCAGUUUACAGAACCUCCAGUUCCUCCCAACUUGGAACCUUAUUUUAUUCUAUUCCUCAUGCUGAGUCUUCAUCUAAGCUCCCAGUUACUGCAUCUUUCUCAAGUCUUUUUAAUGUGUUACCAGUGAAGACCAAAUCAAGCAACGUUGACUUUCAUGUUCUUUUUUUUGAUCUGGAAAAUCUUGUGGAACUUCUACUCUCUACUCAAUUAAAUAGUUUUAGCUCCUCCAACUCAUUGCAUGGCAGUGACAUUCUGAAGAGAGCCAGAAGCACCUUUGAGAAAAGACCACUAACCCUGAAAAGAAGUAAAACCUCCAACUCUUCUAUUUCAGGGGAAGGGCAGAUGAAAAAUGCUUGUGAGAACCAGAACCAGGGAGAUAUCCCAGGCAAGUCCUUUGAAGAAAAUGAGGGCAUCAAGCGACAUAAAAAAAUGAAGAGCUCCAAAAAGGCUCAAUUUAUACCACCAAGGAGAGUUGACAUCAACCUCAUGAUGGACACAGCUAAACUUCUCUUGUCAUGCCUCUUACCAUGGGGUAUUGAUAAAGAAUUAGAUAAUCUUUGCAUUCAGCAUCUAAAUAUUUUAAGACUUCAAUACCCAGUUUCUUUAGGACUAGUUUCAAAUGAAGAUCAUUUCUCUUUAAUGUUGCCUGGUUGGAACUUUUGCAAUCCAGGAAUGAAGGAAGGGUGUUCAGUAGUCAACUUGUUUUCUAGAAAAGUAUUGGACUUAUCAAAUAAAUACAUCGCUGCCCUUCCAAGUCAACCAGAAGUGACAGGAGAGCUGGAAAGUGAUUCAUCACAAGGAUUGGACACUAUAGUAUAUCUAUUAAGCAAACUGUUUUUAGUUAAUAAGUUAGUUAACAUGCCUUUAGAAUUGGCCUACAGCACCAGCAGUCACUACAAGAAGGAAUCUGUUACUAACAAGGGAAAAAACACUGGCACAGAUAAUUCAAGUUUCUAUGGCAAUUUACGAAAUGGUAAAACUGAAUUUCAUUUUCCUGAUGCUGAUCUUUCUCUGAUGAAGCUAGUUUCAGGCUGGAGACACCAAUCUGUACAGGUCAUUGAAGUAAUACAGGCUGUUCUGCUGGCUGAAGUUCAAAAUAUGAAAACCUUAAGAAAGACAUCCAUCAACAGUCCACCACUGUCCAUGGUAGACAAUAGAAAUGGAGAGAUGGAGACACUGGGAAAAAUUGAACAGUCAGAACAGCUAGAGUUACAAUGCAUUAAGAACAUUCCUCUGCAAAAUGAGGAAACUAAGAUUGAGACAGGUGAAGCAACUUCCCCAUUGUCAGACAAGAUAACCAGGGGGUUUCUGAACCAGGAUUCAAAUUCAGCUACAGUCAGUGUGGUCAAGCAUGACAGCCACUCAAACUCGGCAAACUUCCAAGAAGCUGAGGACAUGCCUGACAGAUGUGUCUUGGAAGAGUCGGAGAGUCCAGGUAAACAAAAAACACAUCCUUGGAUGGCUAAAUUGUGCUUAUGUAAAGUGUGUUAAAAUGUCUUCUCAUUUACCGGAAAUGGGAUUUAAACAAAUUAAGGAACUGAAAGUGUAUAAUUUUUUUAAAGACUAUGUUGCUCUGUUAUGAUUAUGAAAGCCACUUAAUAUGUCAAACAAUACAUGUUGAAGUCAAACUAUAGAGAAAAUUGUAAGAGUUGAUCCACUAUAAAACCAUGUAAUAUAUCUUGGGAAAAAUUUUCUAGAUUACUUUGUAUAUCUGCUUCUCAGUUUGUCCAUUGCUGUUCUCAAUAUAGAAUGCUGAUUCUCUACCAUAUGGGGAUUUGUUGCUGAAUUCAACCUUGAUAGUGUGUUUAAAUUCCAUCUUUUCAUACAACACUAUUAUAUCAAAGAUUAUAGAAGUCUUUAAUAUUGACCACUGUUUGAUUUUAUUACUUUCAAUUUAAUCUUUAAAUUUAACUGAGUUAUCUGAGAGUUGCCUGCUGUGUUGUGAUUAUUAUUUUUAUCACACUGGACAAACUCCAAGCAACCAAUCUGAUCUCUAAGCACUCAGUAACAUCACCUACCACAUGAUAAUUUCAGUUCUGUCCUUCCAAACAGCUGCAAAAAGCUGGGCGUGAUCAUUUGUUGAACCAAUUUUGUCUCUGUAACAUUUAGUUUGUCAUUCCCCAUGAAAGAGUGGAUCAACUCCUGAACCAACCUGUACCAAUGGAUAUCACUAGGGUUAUCAGCAUGGCCUAAACUAGAAGUGGGAUUAAAGUUUGACCUUCAAAUAAACUUGUAUGUUUCCCCUC
This is a messenger RNA of Monodelphis domestica (gray short-tailed opossum), 4290 nucleotides long. RefSeq names its product WD repeat domain 72 (gene WDR72). NCBI's taxonomy places the organism in Eukaryota, Metazoa, Chordata, Mammalia, Didelphimorphia, Didelphidae. Gene Ontology annotation, molecular function: protein binding. The record is from RefSeq and is a predicted model, not a curated record. Gene Ontology annotation, biological process: protein localization to plasma membrane. Gene Ontology annotation, cellular component: cytoplasm.